UUCUGCUUCUGAGCCAGCCAUGGGCUCCCAUGGAGCUGAUGAGCAUGUUGUAAAUACAAUACGAUAAAGCUAUCGCUGCCGCUCUGCCUGAUCUCACGAGGAGUGCAGAAAUAAAUGGCGCCCCUGCUACGCCUGCUGCCCACCACCAGUGAUUUCCCUUUGUCCUCUUCCCCUUCCCCGGCUUGUAUUUUUGUUUCCCGAGCAGUUCCUGCUUGUUGCCACCUGCUUGGCCUUUCCGCUUUGGCGCUUCUUCUUCCCUGCCUCCUGUUCUUUCUCGCUGCGUUGUGCUGCGUGUGUGUGUGGAUAUAUCAUAUAUGCCCGUAUACGAUACUGUAGAGUUUCAUUUCGUUUAUUUCAAAAAAAAGAGUUUCAUUUCGUUGCUCAAUCCAUACCAAUCCAAAAAUCUGGGCUGCUUGCAGGCUUUGGCAGGUCGCAUUCGCCUACUCCCACUGACUUUACCCUCUUGGCCUUGGCGCUGCCGUUCCUGUCAGGAGACGAGAAACCUCAGCGCCAGCCAGCCAGCCACCCAUCAAAUGUUCCUCAGCCAUACCAUUUCGGUCGUAUAAAUCCACAAGAAACACCAACAAAGCCCGAACCUUUGCUCUGCCUGCUGCUCGAUAAAGUUGCCGAGGCUGAUGGUCCAGGACGAAGGCUCCUCGUCGUCGGUCACAUCGUCCCCGCUCCACAACUUCUCCGCCAUGCCGCUCCACCCGGCCGCCGCGGCCGCCCCGACGCCGCCCUGGCUGCUCCGUGAGCUCCGCUCCGACGAGCGCGGCCUCUGCCUCAUCCACCUCCUCCUCAACUGCGCCGCGGCGGCCGCCGCGGGCCGCCUCGACGCCGCCAACGCCGCGCUCGAGCACAUCGCCUCGCUCGCCGCGCCCGACGGCGACGCCAUGCAGCGCGUAGCGGCCGCCUUCGCGGAGGCGCUGGCGCGGCGCGCGCUCCGGGCGUGGCCGGGCCUGUGCCGGGCGCUGCUCCUGCCCCGCGCCGCGCCCGCCGCGGCCGAGCUCGCCGCCGCGCGCAGGCACUUCCUCGACCUCUGCCCGUUCCUCCGCAUCGCCGGCGCCGCCGCGAACCAGUGCAUCCUCGAGGCGAUGGAGUCGGAGAAGAUCGUGCACGUCAUCGACCUCGGCGGCGCCGACGCCACCCAGUGGCUGGAGCUCCUCCACCUCCUCGCCGCGCGCCCCGAGGGCCCGCCGCACCUCCGCCUCACAGCCGUCCAUGAGCACAAGGACGUGCUCGCCCAGACGGCCAUGGCGCUCACCAAAGAGGCCGAGCGCCUGGACGUGCCGUUCCAGUUCAACCCCGUGGUCUGCCGGCUGGACGCGCUCGACGUGGAGUCCCUCCGCGUGAAGACCGGCGAGGCGCUGGCCAUCACCUCCAGCCUCCAGCUGCACUGCCUCCUCGCCUCCGACGACGACUCCGCCGCCGGAGCCGGCAAGGACAAUAAUAGUAGCAAUAAAACAGAGCGGCGCAGCCCGGAGUCCGGGCUGUCCCCGUCGACGUCGCGCGCGGACGCGUUCCUGGGCGCGCUGUGGGGCCUGUCGCCCAAGCUGAUGGUGUUGACGGAGCAGGAGGCGAGCCACAACGCGGCGGCGCUGACGGAGCGGUUCGUGGAGGCGCUCAACUACUACGCGGCGCUGUUCGACUGCCUGGAGGUGGUGGCGGCGCGCGGGUCGGUGGAGCGCGCGCGCGUCGAGCGGUGGCUCCUCGGGGAGGAGAUCAAGAACAUCGUGGCCUGCGACGGCGUCGAACGGCGGGAGCGGCACGAGAGGCUGGACCGGUGGGCGGCGCGGAUGGAGGGCGCCGGGUUCGGCCGCGUGCCGAUGAGCUACUACGCGCUGCUGCAGGCGCGGCGGGCGGCGCAGGGGCUCGGCUGCGACGGCUUCAAGGUGCGCGAGGAGAAGGGGUCCUUCUUCCUGUGCUGGCAGGACCGCGCCAUCUUCUCCGUCUCCGCAUGGCGCGGCCGCCGCUUCGACUGACCCAGACGACGACGACGCACCGACACGGCGCGCCGUCGGCGUCGGCGGUGGCGGUGGCGCCCUGUAGUCCUUCCCGUAUUUUGUGGGAAGGAGACGUAGAUCCGGUCGUGGUAUUCGCGUCAGGUGCUCGUCACGUACUUGUCACGUAUUAUUUUGGUCCUUGUUGUUUAGUAAUUAGUAGGGCGGUGGUGUCGCGUUAGAUUUUGUGUUGAGGUCGGACCGAGUCGGUGAUGCGUUGUUUUGUUCAUAGUGAGUGUGCCCUCUCCGUUUUUGGAUGAUGAAAUGCAUAAACUUUCCUAGGAACGCAAACAUUUGAUGGCAUCCACCAUGAAGUUGUCGUUGGUUACAUUCAGGAACAA
Messenger RNA from Setaria italica (foxtail millet), 2341 nucleotides. Its product is annotated as scarecrow-like protein 3. The transcript is spliced from 2 exons. The record is from RefSeq and is a predicted model, not a curated record. Gene Ontology annotation, molecular function: sequence-specific DNA binding; DNA-binding transcription factor activity. The coding region runs from base 636 to 1982 and encodes 448 amino acids. Gene Ontology annotation, cellular component: nucleus. Gene Ontology annotation, biological process: regulation of DNA-templated transcription. Lineage: Eukaryota; Viridiplantae; Streptophyta; Magnoliopsida; Poales; Poaceae.